CAACCAUCACACACAAUGGCUCCCGUACAAUUCUGGUCGACCCCUGGUCUCUACGUCAAGUGGGCUGCCCGCAACAAGCCCGCCAUCUUCUGGUCCAUCGUCGUCGGCAGCGUCGGUCCCGUCAUGGCCCUCGUCGUCCCUCCCAUCCGCGCCCGCUUCGGUGACGGUCCUCGUCCUCAGAUCCCCUUGACCUACCCGAUACCCAAGGGCCCUCGCAACAUCCCUUCCGGCUACGAAGACUAAAUCACUCGCCAAACCCUCACAUAUCCGACCUUUCCAUCACCCGCGCCAACCCAUCCGAUACUUGUACAUACGAGCACUGCAGCCGUUACUACACCACCCCGACCAACCGAUACAGGGAAUCCUAUUUUCAACCGGAGUCUUGGGCAUAUCAAUUGACUUUUCCCUCUUCCAACAAUUGUCCUUUUACGAAUGCAAAAUAUACCAGCCAGAGGCUAUUUUCUAUUUCCUACCUUGUGUGCCCCGAUCUUGUGCACAUGCUUGAAGCUCGAACACAUCAUCAAUUCAAUUUAACAAAAGAUAAACAGGUCAUGAGGUCACGGUGAUGAUGGCGAAGGUUAAGAUCAUGGGGGAAUGGAAUCAGUGAUGCUGACUUUUAAAAUGUACCGAGUUGUUUCCAUCUGAAAAUGCAAGCUUGACGUCAAGCACGUCUGCAAUUUAGCAAGCAUUGUAAGUCUAUCCUCUGCCAAUUUCCAUCGAUUAGUCGUUUCUC
Molecule: messenger RNA, 733 nt
Organism: Aureobasidium pullulans EXF-150
Lineage: Eukaryota; Fungi; Ascomycota; Dothideomycetes; Dothideales; Saccotheciaceae
Product: NADH-ubiquinone oxidoreductase
Exons: 2
Coding region: 16-243 (75 amino acids)
Source: RefSeq, a predicted model, not a curated record